Messenger RNA from Brassica napus (rape), 2386 nucleotides. RefSeq names its product phosphatase IMPL1, chloroplastic. The record is from RefSeq and is a predicted model, not a curated record. Lineage: Eukaryota; Viridiplantae; Streptophyta; Magnoliopsida; Brassicales; Brassicaceae. The transcript is spliced from 9 exons. Gene Ontology annotation, biological process: phosphatidylinositol phosphate biosynthetic process; signal transduction; inositol metabolic process. Bases 1149 to 2261 code for a protein of 370 amino acids. Gene Ontology annotation, molecular function: inositol monophosphate 1-phosphatase activity.
GACUUGAAAAUAAAUGAGUUGGGAGAGCGAUGAGACGAAAGAUUGAAAAAUCAGAGUAAUGAGAUCUUCUUGCGAUCGGUUGCAGGAAGCUUUGUUGCAGUGCCAUCGUCGGAUGCCGGAAGGACAAGCGCGCAGGUCUGGAUGCAGACAUCUGAACAAAGCGUUGGCGGAGUGCGUGGUGGGGGAGGCUUGCCCUGAGGAAUAUGAGGCGGUGAGGUCGUUUUGCUCAAGCGGGGGAACCAGCCUGAAGCGGAAACAGUGCGAGGAGGCUCAGUUCUCACUUUCUCUCUGUCUUUCUGGCCAUCAGAGAGACUUUGAGCAGCAGCCUUAGUUAACGAACGAACCACAAGAGAGAGGAGUGAGGAUGAAUUGGCAUUGUUGGAUCGGGUGAGCUUGGAAUUAGGGUGUAGUGAAUUUCGAUUGAAUAUUUGAUCUCAUCAGCUUUGUGUUUGUGGUGUUGAGGGAAGCUUUUACCACCUCCAAAUGGUAGAGAAUGUGAAGAAUAAUUUUAAGAGAGGAUCAAAAGUUGGGGUGGGUUCAUCUGCAAAGUAAUCCUCUUUAGAUUGGUUUAAAUGUGUUAUAAAUUGGAGGGAAAUCAAGAAUCUAUUGUGGUGGAUUGCAAUGAAACGUUCAUCUGCAAUGAUUGAAUCUUGUAACGGUAUUCAGCUCUGUAGUUGGGGAUGAUGUUGCUUUCUCAUGAAUUUGUAUGAUUAGAAUUUUACAAACAUUGCUGCUUCUGUUUUAUGUACAGACGUUAGAGUCAAACAGCUUAUUAGCCUCUCUGCUGCUGCUGCGAGUGUGAUCAAUCAAACGAUCUCAGGUCUAUUGUUUACUUGGUAAUACGUUUUGUUCUCCAUUGUUGGGAGAGGAUGAAGAAGAAACUUCAUUGUAUCCUCCUGCACACUACACCUUCGUUUUAGUAUUUUGAUUCCUCGUGCCGUUUUCUAGAUUUUACACUACAAAAAUUCAAUCUUUGUCAAGUUGAACAUGUUUUUAUUUCCCCUUUCUAUCAGUUUUUUAUUUACACCAUCUCUCGUCCAUCCACUCGCUCGGCCACGUUGAUAUAUCACAAAUAAAGGUAAAAGCCACAAAAUAGAAUUCGAUUUUGGAGUGAUUCUCCGGCGACGAUAAGCAAAAAAAGAGAUAGAAUGGGAAGGUCACUAAUUUUCUCGGGAAGCAUGUCAAUGAGAAUCUCUCACUUAUCCAGAUCAUCUCUCCCUCUCACAACCCCAUUUUCAUGCCGGGCAGUAGUAACCAGAGAUUUCCGACAUGGAUUGUUGUGUUCAACGAUUUCGUCUAACGGCUCCACGACAAGACUCCGAACAAAAGCUGUUCUGUCUGAUCAGAAGCAGCAUUAUCCCAGAAUCGGCGCUAAAACCACCGGACCUAUCUCCCCGGCACAUCUCCUUCAAGUCGUCGAAGCCGCCGCUAAAACCGGAGCAGAGCUGGUAAUGGAAGCUGUAAACAAGCCAAGGAAUAUCACUUAUAAAGGCCUUAGUGACCUUGUAACUGAUACUGAUAAAGCAAGCGAGGCUGCUAUUUUGGAGGUAGUGAAAAAGAAUUUCAGUGAUCAUCUUAUCCUUGGUGAGGAAGGUGGUAUCAUCGGCGAUUCCUCUUCUGAUUACCUCUGGUGCAUCGAUCCUCUUGAUGGAACAACCAAUUUUGCUCAUGGAUAUCCCAGUUUUGCUGUUUCCGUUGGUGUUCUCUAUCGUGGAAAUCCCGCUGCUGCUUCUGUGGUAGAGUUUGUUGGUGGUCCAAUGUGCUGGAACACUCGAACCUUUUCUGCUACUGCAGGCGGUGGAGCUUCGUGUAACGGGCAGAAAAUCCAUGUCAGUAACACCGAUGCUGUGGAGAGAGCACUUCUUAUCACAGGGUUUGGAUAUGAACAUGAUGAUGCGUGGAGUACUAACAUGGAGCUUUUCAAAGAGUUCACUGAUGUGAGCCGAGGAGUGCGAAGGCUCGGUGCUGCAGCAGUCGACAUGUGUCACGUGGCUCUCGGGAUUGCCGAAUCGUAUUGGGAGUACCGUUUAAAGCCAUGGGACAUGGCUGCUGGUGUUCUUAUAGUUGAGGAAGCUGGAGGAGCUGUGACUCGUAUGGAUGGAGGGAAGUUCACUGUGUUCGAUAGGUCUGUUUUGGUGUCCAACGGCGUUCUUCAUUCCAAGCUUCUGGAUAGAAUCGCACCAGCUACUGAGAAUUUGAAGACGAAAGGAAUCGAUUUCUCCUUAUGGUUUAAGCCUGAAGAUUAUCAUACAGAACUUUAAGUUUUUGUGUUUGUUCAAGAAAGGUAUCAUAUUGCUAUAUGGCUUUUACCUCUUUGAGUUACAUUAUUAUAUUAUAUGAAUAAUCGGUGGAACUUUAGUUACAAUAAGAUUUGUGUUUCCAACAA